Endocarpon pusillum Z07020 is the source of this 2286-nucleotide messenger RNA. RefSeq lists its product as uncharacterized. The transcript is spliced from 2 exons. Bases 1 to 2286 code for a protein of 761 amino acids. Lineage: Eukaryota; Fungi; Ascomycota; Eurotiomycetes; Verrucariales; Verrucariaceae. The record is from RefSeq and is a predicted model, not a curated record.
AUGGCGUUGCGAGCUUGGAUGCUUGAUUGUCGGGUGGCACGGGUGGUGUUGCCGGAUGAGUUGGAGAAUUCUCGUCGUGUGCGUGCCAUUGCUUGCUGUGUUAUUGGCGGUGGUGUUGGACAAGAGCAAGGACAAGAAGAAGAGGAAGACGACGACGAAGAAGGUGCUACUGAUGGUGGUUGUCUCUCUUGCAGUCCAGCUGCAAUUCUCACAAACCCUUUGAUGGCGCUCAAAAUGAAUUUCCUACUUGGGUUCAAUGACUAUGAGAGCACAAAUGACGAACAGUUCGAGGUAGUCACAGCGGGAAAAUGCUGUCAGGAAUUCGAUGCGUUCGAAAAAGAGGCUUUCGAAGCAUUCAUAUCCAGGCAACGACCUCGUUCUGAACAGCACUCGACUUCCACUGCAGAUGCUUCAGAACAGACUGAACCAGGCGGGGGAAUAUAUUACCCACUUACUAGUAAUCAGCAAAUGAGGGUACUAGAAGUCUUUCCCGGUGAAUUCGAUGAUGUUUUGCAGUGUAAGCUGCAUGUCUGCUCAAUUGAGUUCGCGUUUCCUACUAGACCAUCUGAGCAGCCCGCCAACUCACUCAUUGGGUAUACCUUUACUCCUCGUACUUACUUCGCGAUUUCCCAUGCCACCAGUCAACCGAUCUGGUAUACAGCGCUCUCAUAUGUUUGGGGGAAUAGCGCCUUCGUGAAGGCGAUGAUCUGCAACGGCAAACCCUUCAACACAACGCACAAUUUGGACCUAGCUUUACGCUACACGAGAAGGACAGACGCAUCUGUCAUGCUCUGGGCUGAUCAAAUCUGUAUAAAUCAGGGCGACCUAGUAGAGAAGACUCAGCAGGUACUUCUGAUGGACAAGAUCUAUCAACGGGCUUGGAGCACGCUCGUAUGGCUUGGAGAGGAGGGUGAUAACAGCAGCGACGCAAUGGACACCAUUGGGUCAAUCAGUGCGUCACUCCGGUGCAGCAUGGACGAGAAAGCUCCGGAUGUGGAAGACUUCGAGAGGUUAGGCCUACCCGCUCCAGAGUCACAACAGUGGCGUGAAUUGGCCAAAUUCCUAGCCCGGCCAUGGUUUCAACGUGUAUGGAUAAUUCAAGAAAUCGUCUUAUCCAACAGCAUUCAGUUUCAAUGUGGAUGGAAAACCAUCUCUUGGCUUGAGAUCAACACAUUUGCUGUCAAUUUUGUCAAGCAUGAUCUCACUCAAUAUCUUGAUGACCCCGCGGAUGAGAAUUCUAAAGUAGGAUGUACUCGAAUCACAAAAAUUGACCGGUUGAAAGACUAUCACACCACGCACCCAUUCCAAUCAGGGUUACUGAAUGCUCUAGUCGAGGGACGAGGAGCGCAGGCAACCGAUCCCAGAGACAAGGUCUUCGCGAUCAUGGGAAUGACAGCAAUCAAGAUCAAUCCGGACUACUCUAAAUCUGUAUCUGAAAUCUAUCUAGAAGCUGCUCGAAAGAUGGUAGAUAAUUCAUACAACAACGUCUUCAGCGUCUUAUGCUGUGUUGAUCAUCAACAACCAAGCACCUUCUGUCCUUCCUGGGUCCCAAAUUGGAGUAGCAUCGGUCAGACAACCUCGCUAGGAAUUUAUGGAGAUCGCCAAGGGAUAUAUGAAGCUUCCAGAGGCACACGAUCAGGCUCAAAAACUAAGCUGAUUAAUGACCGACUUUGUCUCGAUGGCAUCAUUUUUGACACGACGUCAAAUAUCAGUCCAUUGGCAAGUGCAUGUCUUAGAGAUCUCAUAGAUCCAACAACUCGCACUGCCCAGUUUGUUCUUGGUGGCAUGCAGACGACGCUCAAAAACUGCCAGCCCUACCCAUCAGAUUCUGGACUCUUCAACGCUUUUUGGCAUACCCUUGUCGCUGGCAAAGAUGGCUCCGGCAUUUUGAAAGCACCUUCCACCUUUGCAGAAGUCUUCUCCAUCCUGCUCAAGUCGGCCAACGGGAGCUUUCCCUCUAUGCCAGACCAGCCAAUUUCGGAACGAAGAAGUCUCAGCCGCAGCCAGAAGCAUACGUACCGCCAGAUGCAAAUCGCCUUCGAAGCGGCGGUCAAGGGGCGAAGGUUUGGCACGACGUCGAAGCGGUACAUGGGACUUUUUCCAGCCGGCACGAAAGUGGGCGAUCAGAUCUGCGUCUUCUUGGGCGGACAUAUCCCGUUCGUGGUCAGGCCGUCGGAAACGAGCGGCGCUUUUCAACUGAUAGGGGAAUGCUAUGUGCAUGGCAUCAUGGAUGGGGAAGUGAUGAAGAUGACGGAUUUGAAGAGAGAAGAGAUUCAGUUGGUAUGA